AUUACUAACAGUAACAUGAUCUGACGACUGUCUAGAAACAUAAAAAAUGCUUUUCAAAGUCAAGUUUCAAAUUUCCUUUAUGGACUUCUCACAUGUAGACUGGCGACCCUGUGGCAACUUCCCGUGGGACACUGAUGACAUCGCCGUGGACUGUAACUACACCUACACUGAUGUAAAGCAGUGGUAUGGUUACCCUACAGAGCCCCCCUUAGUUCUGCAGGGACGGUGUACUGUGACCUGCCCUGUGGAAGCUGAAAUCUUGGUCGGUCCUCUGUUUUAUGACAAUGACGGAUAUUACAUGAUGGAUGAAGCUUACUACUGCAACGUGGGCAACCGUACCUGGACGGGAUCAGAACCUAUGUGUCUGGGUCGUUAUGAUGUUAACUACAUCAUCACGAAAACCACCGGGAUCCGGCUGGUGGGGGGAGAGUUCUACGGCUGUGUGGAGCUGUACGAUAACGUCACACAGCAGUGGGGGCCUGUCAAGGGGUGGGACGCUGGCGGGCGUCAUCACGAAGCCAGGAUGUCCUGGGCCGACUUAGCGUGUAGAAGCUUGGGUUUCAGGGAGGGACUCGCCACAGCCGGCUAUGAGUUAACCAAUGGAGUCGUCAGUGACAGAUACAUACAUUAUCUUCAAGGCCACUAUAGCUACCGCCUUCCCACCACUACCACAUCCUACCCCUCCUCUGUCCCCAAGUUUAUAGUGUCCCAGUCUCUUCCCCAGGGGGAGGGGGCGACCCUGCAUGAUGCCAUAGACAGGGUGGACCGAGGAAGCAGCUACAGCUACGGUGACAUGUGUCUGGCCUGUGCAGGAGAACGGCAACACAACGAUCCACACGACUGGCGACCCUGUGGCGACUUCCCCUGGGACACUGAUGACGUCACCGUGGACUGUGACUACAGCUACACUGAUGUGAAACAGUGGAACGGUGACCCUACAGAACCCCCCUUAGUUCUGCAGGGACGGUGCACUGUGACCUGUCCUGUGGAAGCUGACAUGUUGGUCGGUCCUGUGUAUUCUUCCUCUCCCGGAUAUUAUGUGCGCGAUGGAGCUUACUACUGCAACGUAGGCAACCGUACCUGGACGGGAUCAGAACCUGUGUGUCUGAGUCAUUAUGACAACACCAGGGUCAUCACAAACGAGUCCACUGGUACCCGGCUGGUGGGGGGAGAGUUCUACGGCUGUGUGGAGCUGUACGAUGACGUCACGGGGCAGUGGGGGCCUGUCAAGGGGUGGAGAGGUUACAGGGAGGACAGGAUGUCCUGGGCCAACUUGGCAUGUAGAGACUUGGGUUUCAGGGAGGGGCUUGCCACAUGGGCCUAUAGGUUAACCAAUGGAGUUUUCAAUAACAGUUGGGCUUUGCCCUUACAAGAACAGUACCGCCCAUCCUAUCCCUCCACUGUCCCCAAGUUCAUAGUGUCCCUGUCCCUUCCCCAGUGGGAGGGGGUGACUCUGCAUGAUGCUAUAGACUAUGUGGUGCAAGGCCCCUGUAGGACUUGGGACUGGUACUGCAGCAACGAAUACAGCACCAUGUGUCUGGCCUGUGCAGGAGAACGGUUACACAAUGAUCCACACAACUUGCGACCCUGUGGUGACUUCCCGUGGGACACUGAUGACGUCACUGUGGACUGUGACUACAGCUACACUGAUGUAAAGCAGUGGAAUGAUGGGUACUACGGUUCACCUACAGAUGCACCUACAGAACCCUUAGUUCUGCAGGGAAGGUGCACUGUGACCUGCCCUGUGGAAGGCGACAUGUUGGUCGGUCCUCCAGUUUCUGAAUACCCCGGAUACAGGGUGACCGACGGAGCUUACUACUGCAACGUGGGCAACCAUACCUGGAUGGGAUCAGAACCUGUGUGUCUGGGUCGUUAUGAUGCUAAUUACACAGCCAUCACGGACGAGUCCAACACCACCCGGCUGGUGGGGGGAGAGUUCUACGGCUGUGUGGAGCUGUACGAUAACAUCACGGGGCAGUGGGGACUGGUCAGGGGGUGGCACGCUGACAGGGAGGACAGGAUGGCCUGGGCCGACUUGGCGUGUAGAAACUUGGGUUUCAGGGAGGGCCUCGCCACAAACGGCUACCUGCUAACCAAUGGAGUCGUCAGUUACAAUUAUACACAUUAUCUUCAAUGGCAGUACCACCCAUCCUACCCCUCCACCGUCCCCAAGUUCAUAGUGUCCCAGUCCCUUCCCCAGUGGGAGGGGGCGACUCUGCAUGACGCCAUAGACCGGGUGGAGCGGGGACCCUGUCCGUCCUACGACUAUGACUGCAGCAGUGGCUCCCGCACCAUGUGUCUGGCCUGCGCAGGAGAACCACAACACGACUUACAUGACAUCUCUGCCCACGUGACCUGCACAUCCGACCACCUGGAGGUCAGCUUCCCACGCCCACCGGACAACUCCGUGCAGCCGGCGGACGUGCAGCUAGCAGCGCCGCCUUGCAGGGCGCAGGGGAACUCCACCCACCUGUUCAUCUGGGCUCCUCUGGGGGAAUGUGGCACUUUGAGGGAGUCCACCCCAGUCGAGAUGAUCUAUCGGAACACCCUGAUCAUCGGAGCCUCCUCCCACGGCAGCAUCACCUGGCAACCGGUCACCAAGGUGCCGCUGGAGUGUCGUCUGCCGCGGAACAAGACCCUGUCCCUCGACUUCCGGCCUCACCUCAAGUCCGUCUUCCGGUCUGGCGUCCAGGGCAGGGGAGACUUCCGGAUCUCCAUGGAGCUGUUCCGGACUGACGCCUUCUGGCAGCCGGUCACGGAGUACCCGGUGUUUGUGGAGUUACAGGAGAUGAUCCACGUGCAGAUCCAGGUGAACUCUAGUGACACCGACCUGCAGGUGUUCACUCACACCUGUGUGGCCACACCUAGCGACAACCCUGACGACACGACACGGAAUGACGUCAUCAUAGAAGGGUGCCCCAAACUCCCGACGCUGCAGUUCUACCCGUCCCCCAGCCCGGACAGGAGGCGCUUUGGCUUCCAGGCGUUCGCUUACACCAGCGGUGCUCCAACGGUGUAUCUGCACUGUAACGUGCUGCUGUGUAAGGCCUCGGACCCAAACUCCCGCUGCGCGCAGGGCUGCCAGCCGCCCUCGGGCAGGAGGCGGAGGGAGGCCAAAGGCGAACCCGAGGUGUACCGGCUGAUCCAGGGCCCCAUCGUGGUUGGCCAGGACCAGAAUGGUUUUGAAGUAUGGCAUGACGACCCAAUCCACCGGGACCCGGUCACGGCUUUCGCCAUAAUUGGUGCGUGCGUGGUACUGGCCGCCGCUAUUUUUGUCGUGGGUCUCCUGUACAAGGGUCGCCGGGAAGGCAGCCAGGCUGGGUACAGGGUGCUGGAGAGCCAAGACUGAGUAGUCGCCCCCCUCCCCUGGCGUACAAUUGCGCAACUCCAACUGUUAUUAAAAGUCAUCAAUGAUGAA
Branchiostoma floridae (Florida lancelet) is the source of this 3418-nucleotide messenger RNA. RefSeq lists its product as uncharacterized. NCBI's taxonomy places the organism in Eukaryota, Metazoa, Chordata, Leptocardii, Amphioxiformes, Branchiostomatidae. Bases 47 to 3349 code for a protein of 1100 amino acids. The record is from RefSeq and is a predicted model, not a curated record. The transcript is spliced from 12 exons. Gene Ontology annotation, cellular component: membrane.